AUGCACUUCCGAUUUGCUGGCGGGACACGCGUUCCAGUCCUCGUCCUCGUCCUCAAUAAGAACAUCUGUCCCCAGACCAAGGAUUCGAGCGAGAAACGGAGGAAGCCGUCUCCGGCGUCGCCUCCGCCGUCGCUUCAGUUGCUCCUGUUAAGUGGGGCACCGUCACAAGGCAGACGCCCCAAAAAUAGACCCCUCAGUCAAGGGGAGGUGGUGCAGGGGGAGCAGGAGUCAAAGGAGGAGGAGGAGGAGGAGAAGCAGGAGGAGAUGCCGCCCAGUACCGUUCUGCAAAUGCCGCCGGCUCCGUCCUCGUCGAAAUCCGGCCUGGUGCUGGGCGUCUGCUGUGACCAGCUGAUGGCAUUGCAGUCAGUGCAGCGGGCAUCCGGAGUGGCAGCAUCUAAAGGUUCCCCGGAUUGGGGGAGCCACAAGGCGAAACAUCUUGAGGGGGCCACCGCUUCCAAGUGGGUUCCACCCUUUUUCAUUAUCCUCGUUUCGCUCUUGGAGAUCCUCGUGUUUCUAUGGGUGAAUGCAGAUCCGCCCGAGGACUCGCUGCUGGUGUAUCGUCCUGACCAGCGCCUCCAGCUGUGGAGAUUCUUCAGCUAUGCCCUGCUCCAUGCUAGUUGGCUCCACCUGGGAUACAAUGUGCUCACCCAGCUGCUAUUCGGAGUACCCUUGGAGUUGGUACAUGGAUCAUUGAGGACGGGGGUCAUCUAUUUGGCCGGAGUUUUGGCUGGAUCUUUGGGAACUUCUGUGGUGGACUCGGAGGUUUAUCUGGUGGGUGCCAGUGGCGGGGUCUAUGCAUUGCUGGCCGCUCAACUAGCCAGUCUGUUGCUUAAUUUCGGCCAGAUGCGACAUGGAGUUGUACAGCUUUUGGCUGUGAUUGCUUUUGUCUUCUGCGAUUUAGGCUACGCUUUGUACUCUCGGGAACUGGCAGUGCAGCAUUUACAGACGCGACCCUCGGUCUCUUAUAUCGCCCACAUGACCGGAGCUCUGGCCGGGAUCAGUGUGGGUUUGUUGCUCCUCCGGCAGCUGGAUGGUGAGCUACGACCACGCCCCCUUCGCUGGCUGGCCCUGGGCGUAUGGUGCCUAUUCAGCGCCUUCGGAAUCGCCUUCAACCUGGUCAACACGAUCACGGCCCAGUUGCUGGCGGAGGAAGAGGGUCAGGUGAUCAGGCAGCACCUAUUGAAUGACCUCGGAAUGGGAUGAUCCGAGACAGAAGCAAAAAGACUGCAUCCCGCUCAUAUGUCUCCUCUUAUGUAUUAGUCUAGUCACUAGUCGGUAAGACUUUCCCCAGGACAGUGUGCUCAAAAGACAUAUCUAUCGGAUAUCCUGGCUCCCACUUCAAGAGGGGAUCGCUCAAAAUACUCUUAGCUCGUAAGUCCCAACAUUUAUCUUAUGCCAAUGCCAAAGGAGUGGAGAUGGGCCUUUCAAGAACUGAGCCUGGCUCACAUCAAAGACUUAGGAUCGGGUUUGGGUUGCUAUCUAAUUGAUGGACUCCUCCAUUGAGUUGCCUAUUUAGUUUUAAUGCCAAACCAUAGCUUAAAGACAUACUAUAUAUCCAAAUCAAAUUAUUAAAAGAAUUUCCAAACGAGAAUUCUAACUCAAUAAA
Molecule: messenger RNA, 1606 nt
Organism: Drosophila rhopaloa
Lineage: Eukaryota; Metazoa; Arthropoda; Insecta; Diptera; Drosophilidae
Product: protein rhomboid
Exons: 4
Coding region: 1-1203 (400 amino acids)
Cellular component (GO): membrane
Molecular function (GO): serine-type endopeptidase activity
Source: RefSeq, a predicted model, not a curated record